GCCGGGGGGCGGGAUCGCUCUGCCCUGGGAUCCGUCCGGAGUGCGGCGGCAGCUGCGGCGGCUGCUCCCUUUGUCUUCCUGGGGCCUCCUUCCCUCCCUUUCACCCCUCCCUCCACCCGUCAGUGGAUCCCGCUGCCCCGGGCGCCGGCGCCCAGCGGCUCGCCGUUGCCCACCCCCGGGGCGUCCCCGGGAACUCCUGCCACUUUAGUGCCCCGCCGAGUCGAGCCGAGGGGGCUGCGAGCGGGACGCAGUCGCAGGCCGCGGCCGCCGCGGGGAGGAUGCUGGCGGGGCGGACUCUGGCCCGCAGCCCCGGGAGCCGGCUGGUCCCCGGGCUGUGGCCGCCGCCGCCGCCGCCGCCGCCGCUGCCGCUGCUGCUGCUGCUGCUGCUGCUGAGCGCUCCCGCGGGGCCGGUGGGCGCCCAGGAGCAGCCCUCCUGCAGAGGAGCCUUUGAUCUCUACUUCGUCCUGGACAAGUCUGGGAGUGUGGCAAAUAAUUGGAUUGAAAUUUACAAUUUUGUCCAGCAACUUACAGAGAGAUUUGUGAGCCCUCAAAUGAGAUUAUCUUUCAUUGUGUUUUCUUCUCAAGCAACCAUUAUUUUGCCAUUAACUGGAGACAGAAGCAAAAUCAGUAAAGGCUUAGAGGAUUUAAAACAUGUUAGUCCAGUAGGAGAGACAUACAUCCACGAAGGACUAAAGCUAGCAAAUGAACAAAUUCAGAAAGCAGGAGGCUUAAAAACCUCCAGCAUCAUAAUUGCUCUGACAGAUGGUAAGUUGGACGGUCUGGUGCCAUCAUAUGCAGAGAAAGAGGCAAAGAUAUCCAGGUCAUUUGGGGCUAGAGUUUAUUGUGUUGGUGUCCUUGACUUUGAACAAGCUCAGCUGGAAAGAAUUGCUGAUUCCAAGGAACAAGUUUUUCCUGUCAAGGGUGGAUUUCAAGCUCUUAAAGGAAUAAUUAAUUCUAUACUAGCUCAGUCAUGCACUGAAAUCCUGGAAUUGCGGCCUUCAAGUGUCUGUGUGGGGGAUGAAUUUCAAAUUGUUUUGACUGGAAGAGGAUUCAACUUGGGCAGUCGAAAUGGGAGUGUUCUCUGUACCUACACUGUAAAUGAAACCUACACAAAGAGUGUGAAUCCAGUAAGUGUGGAGCUGAAUUCUAUGCUUUGUCCUGCACCUGCCCUGAAUAAAGUUGGAGAAACUCUCGAUGUUUCGGUGAGCUUUAAUGGAGGAAAAUCUGUCAUCUCGAGUUCACUAAUAGUCACAGCCACAGAAUGUUCUAGCGGGACUGCAGCCAUCAUUGCUAUUUUGGUGUUGCUGCUACUACUGGGCAUUGGUUUGAUGUGGUGGUUUUGGCCUCUUUGCUGCAAAGUGGUUAUCAAGGAUCCUCCUCCACCACCACCUCCUGCACCAAAACAGGAGGAAGAAGAACCUCUGCCUACCAAGAAAUGGCCAACUGUGGAUGCUUCCUAUUAUGGUGGUCGAGGGGUUGGAGGAAUUAAAAGAAUGGAGGUUCGUUGGGGUGAUAAAGGAUCUACUGAGGAAGGUGCAAGACUAGAGAAAGCCAAAAAUGCUGUGGUAAAGAUUCCUGAAGAAGUUGAGGAACCUGUCAGGCCUAGACCACCUCAGCCCAAACCCACAUACCAGCCUCCUCAGACAAAGUGGUACACACCAAUUAAGGGUCGUCUUGAUGCACUCUGGGCUCUGUUGCGGCGGCAGUAUGACCGUGUUUCCUUGAUGCGGCCUCAGGAAGGAGAUGAGGGCCGGUGCAUAAACUUCUCCCGAGUUCCAUCUCAGUAAAAGGAAAGCAGGAAGACCAAGGAGGUAUGAAGAUACAUCUUCACACUGCUGAUUUCCAAUCAAAUGAAAAAAAAAUAGUAAUAAGUACAUUUCAGAAGAUUUUGGAAGAACAGCUUUAUUCUUCUCAGUCAGGAAAUGUUUUCUCUGCCUUCUGCUUUGCUUGCACCAAACAUUUUUAAAUACUUGUCUGCCAUCUACACAAGAAUUGAUGAAACCCAGUGGUAACUCAUGAUUCAUGACAUUGAAAAUAAAGACUAAUGUUAAUCUACAUGCUAUGUUUUAUAUAAGCAAGUUUGUUGGAAUGUGGAGAGGAGGAAAAAGCAGCAGCAUGAAGAUGAUAUCAAAACGGGGACCAUAGAACAACUGGCCGUGAUGGAUCUGUAAUGGAGAGAGGAGUGUUUUACAUGGAGACAUGGCACUUGUGUUUUCACAUCACAAGAUUGUUAGCUACAGGCAGGGUAUGAAAUUUCCCACCAGGCCAAGCAGAUACAGGUCCAUUGCCUUAUAACUAUGUCAGAUUACAAAAUCCUCCCAAGUCCCUAUCACAAUGUGCCUUACAGGAAGCCUCUGACUGGGCAAUCUUGUCAUUCUAACACUGAAAAGUGCACACGCAUGACAAAAUGUAGACAGGACGCCUCAAGGUAUUGGUAGCAAGCAAGAUUUUGCCCUUUAGUGUUUGAAAACACCUUUCUUUCACUAUGCACUUGGGAAAAGAAGAAAAUUAAUAGAGCAUUAUUCCAUGGGAAGACGGCCUCUAACCAGGGAUCUUAAGUGGAGUUUAAGGGACUUGUGCUUUGAAACUUAUCCCUGGGAUGGUAGAUUUAUCCCCACUCUCAAUGUUUAGGGUGUAGUAGUGCAUAAAGCAUUAAUAUCUGUAAACAUACCGGGAGUUAGUUUUGCUUUUAAUUUAAAGGAAGCAGUAACCACAAAGCUUCUGCUCAGGGUUUUUCCUUCCUCCAAGUCUCCAAGGGCUCUUCAGCGUCACAAGCCAGCAACUCUCUUUGCAUGAAAAUUUCAAAGUUUAAUUAAUAUAAUUAAAGGCAACAGCAAGCAGCAGCCUGUGAAGAUUUUGCUCAUCUUUUUUAUGUCUUUUGACAUUGAAUGACCUAUUACUGUAUGCGCAUUACUUGGAUUUUGAGGGGCACUCUUACCUUGGUGAUGAUUCAGUAGAGAAAGAAAAAGACCUCCUCUCAUCAAUUUAUAAAUUAAAUUUUCAGGAGGGUCCCCACCUCAAAACAUCGAAAUGUAUGUAUUAUAAUUUUUUAGAAAACCCACCAUUGUGUCACAUCGACGAUGCCAAAUUAUGUUAGCAUGAGUGGAAACACUAUGGGGGAGGGAGGAGGCAGCAGCUGAAGAAAAAAGCUCAAAUGAUCUAGUCACUUUCGAUACUGUACUUCAGAUGCGAAAUGGAUAUUCGACUCGAAACCUGACAAAGCGCGCCUGCUUUGAUGUGAACUGGGAUAGACAAUGACCAGUGGCUGGGUCAGUGGGAUGUCUCUCUGCGAGCACAAAGGCUUAUCAAAUGACACUAAAAAUAAGUUCAACAACCAUCACAUUGGAAGGGAGAAGGCGAACGUUUCAUGUUUGGCGGGCAUGUAAGUGCACAGGAUGGAAAGAGCGAUUUGGAACAUCCCAGUGUAAUUACCCCCAUUGUGCUCUUAAUGGAAAUUUCAGAGGACGGGAGUGAUUCUGUUGGUUGGUGUCCAGAUUUGUGACACUGAGCCAAGAAGCCUUACUCACACACACAAAUAUAUAUAUUUGUGUAUAUAUAUAUAUGCAUAUUGUCUAGCUUGAAUCUUUUGCACAAGUUUAUUUAUGUCACUGGCUGGCUGGAUCCAAAGUCAUGUGUCUGCAUACUCAGAAAUAAAAUUUUACCUGUGCCUCUGCUACCAUUUUAUUGUAAGCCCACAUACGCUCAAGUUUGUUUGGCUAAAUAUAUAAUUGUCCUGAUUAGUUUCAGGACGGAAUGAUACCCAGUUCUAAGAUGUCGCUUAAUGUUCACAAAUGAUACUAUUGGCAUUAAAAAUCCAUGUCUACAAGUGUGACUUGGAAGCCUGAUAUACGCCCAAUGAGUUCUUCUCAUAGACCUUUGUUCUAGCUUUGCAUCUGGCACAGCACUUAUUGUUGUCUUCUUAAAUUUUGGUGCUUCUUUUCUGGUCUGUGCACACCCAUAAAUGAUAUUUAAGGGCACCAAAGAUUCUACAGAAGCUAAGGCUGUUUCUUUGGUAGUCACUUGGAAUUUGUCUACUAUCAUGGCAUUUGUAUGGCAUUUGUAUUUUGCUACAUGAACAAUGAAAGUAGACUUCUGUCUUUAGAGGACAAAAUAGCUUUCUGUAGAUUGUAACAUAAAUAGGUUUCCAGUUCUAAUACCACUAUGAAGAGUUCUCAGUGAAGAGGGAGAGGCAACGGUUUAUAUGUACACUAAAAAAGUACCAUUCAUAAAGUUCAAAGAUAGACGGAAUUUCAUUGCACUUAAGGACAUGAAACCAGAUCUAUGCUCUUUUCUCUCAUUUUGCCAUCUAGCAUGUAGAAGAAUUUUCUUUGAAAGGGAGCUGUUUACUCACCAAAGAACUAAAUAAAAAACCUCUAUAGCUCCUAAACAGGAAAAUAGAAGGUUAGAAUAAAAGCCAUUUCUAUAAGUUUAAUAACAUUUUUAAUAUUGUAUAGAUAGAAAUAGUUCCUAUUUAAUUUUUUGGACCUAAUGUCAGUCAAGAUCUACUUUCUAUGUAUAAACAAGUAAGUCUUUAUCCAUAAUCCAUUUGUGUUGCAUAAGGUUGCAACAACAAUUAAGUGGGAAAUGAUUCCUAACUUAUGUGUCUACUCCGCCUGGAAAGAAAGUUUUGAAGGCAUCUAUAUAUAUUUCAUAACAAUGUCUGUUCUUUAUGGAUUUGAUCCAUAAAUAUUUAUCUAUCUGAAAACUUUGAUACUUGGAAUGUUUUCCUUAAAGCAUUUGGUGCUCCAAGAAAAAACAUUUGGUGCUAAGAGUUGCAGCACUGAUGCCUUUCCCCAAGUUAAUUCUAUUUUAAAAAUUUAUAUUUCCUUCCCAAUGAGAUGCAGAGUAAAAAUUGAGACCCUCCAUUAAGUAGGGAGCAGCAUCUGUCACCUAUAGAUAAUUCUUAUUUUGGCAGAAAUACAGAAGGCUUAAGCCUUCUAUAUUUCAAAUUGUUUGAGAAAUGAUUUGAUUAUAUUCUCCCUCAGAACUUUAUUUGAACCAUUUUAAAUCAUAAAUUAUUUAAUAUUUGUUUUUCUAAUAAAUCCUUACUGGAUAUAAGAUCUGGGUGUCUCUGAAGUUAAUAACUUUAUUAUCUAAAUAUCACUGACCAUUGUUUACUGCUCAGAAGCAAUUUAUUAAUUUAUUUCUAAAAACACUGUCUAUAUUAUGGCCAAAAAGUAUCUAAAACAUGUUUUGAUUCAUCAGUUUCUAUACAUCCUCUUUGAAUUUAAGAGAAGAAAAUAUAAUUAGGUCACAUUUAUAAGUACUGUAAAGCACUGUAACCCUCUUCUAUGCAAAGCCUGUCUGUCACUUUUACUAGGUUUGGACAGCAUUACUUUAGGAAGUUUAUUAGUGUUGUAUUACUAAAAAAAAUUUGGGUAUGUAAUUCAGGAGAAAAAUAUAUACAUUCUUUAAAUAUGAAAGGAAAUAUAUAAUCUAGAAUCAGAAUAAGUGGUGUAUCUGUAAUAUAUUUAAGAAAAGAAGGACAGAUGAGGCUAGACAAUGUCUAUUCGCUGAUAAUGAAGUUGAGUACAGCCAUGUAUUCUAGUUUUGGGGUUAGAUUAAUAUUUUUCUUGGAGAAUUUCUAUGGCAUAUUUCUAAGAACACUUCAAUUUUGGUAUAUUCCUACACUUUCUAGGGUAUAAUUCAGUCAAAUUAAGCAAAGGAAAAUAAUCGUGAGAACUCAUAAUGCAGCAAACCCUGGGCUGUUUUUUUGUAAAAUAUAUUUUUGUGCUGUUCUGCCAAAAGAAAACGAUGGUAAAAAAAAAAACUACACAGUAGAACAUGCAAGUUUAUAUUAAAAUGUGCUUAUUAAGAUUACUUUACAAGACCUAUAUUAAGGUAAUGUAUGUGUUUGAGAGAGAGUCAGUAUGACAUGCUACACAUCAUCUUCGCUUAGGAAACAGGUGAUGAAUGGCUUAGCCCAUAGAGCUCGCCACAACUAACUUGCUGAAAUUGAACUGAUGAGCUUCUCAACCAUAGACUAGAGAUGGACAGGAGAUGUCUCAAGGUCCUUCCAGCAUGGACAGCAUUUCUGUGAAUAUAGUCAUAUUGGAGGUUUUAGUAUUUAUGUAUUUCAUAUUUUUAAUGACUGGCCUCAUUUGGAGAGCACAGCAAUAUUAACUCCGUAAACUGCCAUUUAGUUACCAAAAAGACAUUGAACCGUAGUACAUAAUUUUAUAAUUGUCCAUAAUAGAGUAAUUUCUCAGUUAAUUUAUUACAAUUAGAAUUUGUCAAAGAGGCAACUGAUAAUAAAAUUUAUAUUUGAUGAAAUCUUUGAAACGAGUAAAAAAUAUUGGGAAGUAUAUCUGUGUAUUUUACUCUGACUUUACAGUCAUACCAAGUUCUCAAAGGCAUAUUUAAAUAUGUAUAGACAUUGUUACAAUAUAUUUAUGCUACCGAUUUUAAUGAUGUACUUUUUACACUGCAGAAAGUUACAUUAUUAAGCUUUUCUUUCCUUAGUCAAAAUUGGAAAACAAUCUUAAUUGACAAUAACUGUGCUAUGUUCCCCAUAGGAAGUAUUAAAUGGAAAACAUUUUACUCACUAAUUUGAAUAAUACUUAGGAUAUGCAGUAUAUUAGAAUUGCUAAACUUUGACAAAAUUACCACUGUUUUGUUGUAGGAGAAAACUAUGGAAGUAAGAAUUUUAAAAGGAUACUUAACGUUGUCUCCUUAAUUGCUAUAAAGUUAUGUUUUAGGUGAAUUGUAUUUGCAAGAUUGUAAAUGUCAGUGGUUAAUCCAAAAUAAAUUGUAAACGUUAUUAAUAUGUA
This is a messenger RNA of Nyctereutes procyonoides (raccoon dog), 6770 nucleotides long. RefSeq names its product ANTXR cell adhesion molecule 2 (gene ANTXR2). Gene Ontology annotation, molecular function: signaling receptor activity. The record is from RefSeq and is a predicted model, not a curated record. Lineage: Eukaryota; Metazoa; Chordata; Mammalia; Carnivora; Canidae. The coding region runs from base 279 to 1787 and encodes 502 amino acids. The transcript has 17 exons. Gene Ontology annotation, cellular component: membrane.